GUGUCAUCUGGAGGCUCCACGACGACGACGACUUCUGAAUUGACAUCAGAAGUUGCUGUGGAAGAGGAAACGUCUCCACCAGUCAAAUGUAUGGAUUACGGAGAUUACUGUAGAUUGUGGGGUGUUCUUCAAUUGUGCUAUAGGGAUCAAGUUUCAAAGUUGUGCCCCAAAACUUGUGAUUCCAGAUGUGCAUUUGCAUCUUGA
Molecule: messenger RNA, 204 nt
Organism: Caenorhabditis briggsae
Lineage: Eukaryota; Metazoa; Nematoda; Chromadorea; Rhabditida; Rhabditidae
Exons: 2
Source: RefSeq, a predicted model, not a curated record